Molecule: messenger RNA, 6976 nt
Organism: Myripristis murdjan (pinecone soldierfish)
Lineage: Eukaryota; Metazoa; Chordata; Actinopteri; Holocentriformes; Holocentridae
Gene: osbp2b
Product: oxysterol binding protein 2b
Exons: 15
Coding region: 264-2558 (764 amino acids)
Cellular component (GO): plasma membrane; cytosol; perinuclear endoplasmic reticulum
Molecular function (GO): cholesterol binding
Source: RefSeq, a predicted model, not a curated record
ACGUCACGUGGUGCAGGUCGGACUGGAUUCUCUGCAGUCUACAUCAGCAAAGUGUCUUGGCAUCACUUCUCGUCCUUCCUCCACUGUCCAUUCCAGCGUCAUGUGAAGGGGGCUCACAGUGGUUUCUCUCCCCCUAGCCCGGACCCACCUCCGUCAAGCUCAUUCGUCAGAGGCGACCGCCAGCCUCAGCAGACCCGGUAGGAGCGUGUGCCCGCCGCUGUCCCCGGUUUAUCUGCACCCCUCGGCGUGCGGCGGAGCGGAGGAUGAGCGAACAGGGGAAGGGCUCGGCAUCCACCUCUGCCGCGGCCCCAGCACCAGGGUCGGAUACUUACAAAGGCUGGCUUUUUAAAUGGACCAACUACUUGAAAGGGUAUCAGCGGCGAUGGUUUGUCCUCAGCAACGGCCUGCUGUCAUAUUACAGGACACAAGCAGAGAUGGCCCACACAUGUCGUGGAACAAUCAACUUGGCCACGGCACACAUAGACACAGAGGAUGCCUGCAAUAUUGUCCUGAGCAGUGGUGGACGCACCUACCACCUGAAGGCUAGCACAGAAGUGGAGCGUCAGAGAUGGGUCACAGCACUGGAGUUGGCCAAAGCUAAAGCCAUCCGCAUGAUGAAUGAUCAGUCUGAUGACUCCGGGGAUGAGGAGCCGGCGUCCCAGUCAGACCGCAGCGAGAUCCAGGGCACCCUGAAGACGCUGGUCAGCAAGCUCGAUGACCUCAGCACGUGUAAUGACCUGAUCGCCAAGCAUGGGGCAGCCCUGCAGCGGUCACUAAGUGAACUGGAGGGUUUGAGAGUCCCCGUGGAGGGAGGGGAGAAGAUCAAGGCAGUCAACGAGCGAGCCACACUCUUCCGCAUCACCUCGAAUGCUAUGAUCAAUGCGUGUCGAGACUUCCUGGACCUAGCAGAGACCCACAGUCGGAGAUGGCAGCGGGCGCUGCAGUAUGAGCGGGAGCAGCGCACCCACCUGGAGGAGACAAUUGAGCAGCUAGCCAAGCAGCAUAACAGCCUGGAGAGAGCGUGGAGAGAAGCGCCUGUGCUCUCUGCCAGCACACCCAGCGCCCCCACCGCCAACAAGGAAGGGAGUGAAAGACCACUCAAAGAGGAGGCGAGUGAUGAAGAUGAAGAUACUGAGUACUUUGAUGCCAUGGAGGACUCCCCUGCUUUUAUCACAGUGACUGCCACUGAGAAUACACAGCACAGGCGUUCUCAAAGUAAUUUGAGUGGAGCGAGCGGAGGCCAGCCCAGUGACUGGAACCAGGAUGACAAUGUGUCACCGAGCUGUAAUGAUUUGUCAGGGAAGGAGCUGCAGCCCCGCAGACAGCGGCGGACUCACAUCCCAGACAAGCCCAACUACUCCCUCAACUUGUGGAGCAUCAUGAAGAACUGUAUCGGCAAGGAGCUCUCAAAAAUCCCCAUGCCUGUAAACUUCAAUGAACCUCUGUCAAUGCUGCAACGUCUCACAGAGGACCUGGAGUAUCACGAGCUCCUGGACAAGGCAGCGCGCUGUGACUCCUCCCUGGAGCAGAUGUGCCUGGUAGCUGCCUUCUCUGUCUCCUCUUACUCUACCACAGUCUACCGGACAGCCAAGCCCUUCAACCCCCUGCUGGGCGAGACCUACGAACUGGAUCGCCUGGAGGAGUUUGGCUACCGCUCACUGUGUGAGCAGGUGAGCCAUCACCCCCCUGCAGCUGCACAUCAUGUGAUUUCCCAGCGAGGCUGGACCCUCUGGCAGGAAAUCACCAUCGCCAGCAAGUUCCGUGGCAAAUACCUCUCCAUAAUGCCUCUGGGUGCCAUUCACCUGCAGUUCCACUCCAGUGGGAACCACUACGUGUGGAGGAAGGUCACUUCCACAGUGCACAACAUCAUUGUGGGCAAGUUGUGGAUUGACCAGUCGGGGGAAAUUGAGAUUGUGAAUCACAGGACCAAGGAUACCUGCCAACUCAAGUUCUCUCCCUACAGUUAUUUCUCCAGGGAAGUUCCACGCAAGGUGACAGGUGUGGUGGCAGAUAGUGGGGGUCAGGCCCACUAUAUACUGUCCGGCACAUGGGAUGAUAAAAUAGAGAGUGCCAAGAUCAUUCAGAGCAGCCGUGGGGGCAGCGGAUCAGAGGGCAAGCAGAAGACUGUCUACCAGACCUUGUCCCCCAAACUGCUGUGGAAGAAAUAUCCUCUCCCAGAGAACGCUGAGAACAUGUACUACUUCUCGGCACUGGCACUGACCCUGAACGAACAGGAGGACGGAGUGGGACUGACUGACAGCCGUCUGAGACCAGACCAGAGGCUGAUGGAGGCAGGGCGGUGGGACGAGGCAAACACUGAGAAACAGAGGCUAGAGGAGAAACAAAGAGCCGUGAGGAGGAGGAGGGAAGCAGAGGCCACGGACGCUCUGGAUGAAGAGUGUGAUUUUGACUCUGGUAGAGAAUAUGAAGGCUACCAGCCAUUGUGGUUUCACCAGAGGAGGAACUCAAUCACUGGAGAGACAAAUUUUGUGUAUAAGGGAGGUUACUGGGAGUCCAAGGAGAGACAGGACUGGAGCAUGUGUCCUGAGAUCUUCUAAUCCAGGAUCUUACCCUGGACCACGCCUAACCUCAAUGAACUCACCCCAGGCAGGGAACUGCUCUGCCUCUUGCCCUUAAGCAACAGGGCUUAGCUGGCUCGACGGCACCGUGUGGACCUUUUGUGAGCAUGAGAAUGUGUAUUUCUCGCACACUCUCAAACUACACUGUACCUCCAAAUGUACACUCUCACUCUGUUUUCACACUGGGGAAUAAGAAGGGGCAUUCCUUAAAUAAUUCCCCCUUUUGACACUAUACUCAAACAGCAGUGAGUUAGUGUGGAUGUGAGGUGGUAGAGUUGCAACACCACACAGAAAGGCACCUGCAAGCUUCUGUUAUCAGGUGCUCCACAAAUGCUACUCACAUUGCACUUUUCUGUGUUCACCCCAUUUGUUUUAAAGAGUUUUAUCAAGUGAACACAAGCCCAUAUCAAAAGCAGCUCACCUCUCCUCCAUAAAAUGGAUAAGCUGACAUCCAGUGAGCAAAGUCAUAUUGAGGUGCACAUAGAAAUACAACAUUGUUGAUUUAAAUCUUGCAGUUUUUCAGAGGUUAUUAAGAAAAGUGUCUUCACAUCUCCCAUUUUAUUCAGCGCCAAUGUGAUUAUGGUAGGUAUAGAUUAUAAAGCUUGAAUAAGUUUCCUCUUUGUCUCUCUGGUAAUGAUUUCAAGUGCUCUGUUUCUUUAAAUUUUUUUUCUUUUUUGUCCCCUCUGAUUACAUAACGAAGGAAACUAGGGCCUCAAUAUGAUGUCUGGAAAUCCAUGUCUAUUAACUUUCCUUAUCAACCGGUAAUGUUUGAUUGGAAUCAGCAGUGCAGAAAUAUGUUGCGUUGAUUGUGUGUGAAUGUUGGGAUUUCCUUGUAGGUACAUGCAACUAGAAUCUGUUAAAUAGCCAAUUAGACUGUAGUUCAUGUAGAGACAAUAUAGCUGCCUAACCAUUUCAUAUUUUGAAUAUGAAUUGCCUCUGUGUUUAAAUCCAUUUCAGUCAGCUGAACAUUUAACUGGUUCAAACAAACUCUACUUUCAAGUGUCAUGUUAGCGGCAUUCAUUUAGUCCAGGGGUCCUUAACCUUUCCCACCCCAAGGUCCACCUAUUCAUCAUUAUAAUAUGCCAAAAAAUAUUUCUCACAAGCUCUUUUGGCAAAUCUAUUCUUUUGUUUAUUAAACAAGUGAUGACACUGAUACCAGGUUUUCUUAUAAAUUGAAAUGCUAGGUCAUAAAAUCAGACUUGUCCAUAAAUGUAUAAAAAAGGAUCUUGAAAUAGAAAUAAUUAAAACAAACAAACAAACAGGCCAUUAUCUACAAAAGACGACAGAUCCAGAUUCAUGAACCAGGUCUUAGAUCCACAAAAACAGGUUAUCCCAACAACAUCCCAAGUUAUUGCCUUUGAUUUUCAAAAUUGCUACCAUGCCUCCUUGAAUGGCACCUGGCAGGGUGAAAAAAACAACAAAAUGAGAGGGAUUCACUGCCCUGACUGACAGGGACAGGAAACGAUCAAAGCCACACAUCACUUAUCUUCACCAUGGAUGAAGUGGUGAACAUCAGAUUGUUGAAAACACAUCAUCGAAGGCCAAGUCAGAUGUAUUGGAAAAAUUUAGUGUUGUGACAGCGGCUUCGCCAUUAAACCAAACUGAUGUUGGUUGAGAAACCCCAAUUUUGUCUGUUCACUGGUGUAACACUACAUUAGAACAAGAACACAAGAGUACAACAUUAAAUUUCACAGGAUCCAUAUCGCUGGUAUAAGAAUCUUUAUCAACGAAAAUGAAUAAGCACUUUUCACUGUGGGUAACCAUAGAAGAAUACAUAUCUCUGUGUUGAUGUUGAAAAGAUUUCACUCUGUAUUUUAAUUUACCUUGUCCUUUGGUGCUCUCCCAUAGCAACACAUACUGUAUCCUUGGUGACCAUUUUCAGUGACAUGUCUCAGUGAUCGUACAAAGUAUAAAAUCUGCACCAAAUCACUGAGCCAUUCGGUAAUUGCCACCUAAUACAUCAAUAUCCAGGCAAAUGGUGAUCUCUAUAGCGUACAUUGCAGUAGUUCUGAAGUCUCCAUCAGUCACUUUGUAGUAGUUCAGAUGUUUCCAAUAGGACUACCUGGGGUUCUGGCUGGACUGGUGGUUGUGAGGUGUCCAGUGUGGCUUCAGCUGACAGAUGGUAAUGGAUCAUUGAUACAGACAGGGCUGGUUCCUGUAGCACACCACUGUGCAGUCAGCCUCUGCCACACUGGCCCCAUCGCAACCACAGGCGCAGCAGAGCUCAGAAAUAGCCCUUGCAUACAGUGUUGAACAGAUGUGGGCAAGCUGAUCUGGGAUCAGCUCAUGAGGGUACUGUCAGUCAUUUGCCUUUAAUUGACUGAACAAGGGAAAAGAGUCCCCUGACCUGUGCACUACAUGUCUAAGGUGAUAAGAGUUUUGAAAACCAGUUAGUAUUUUUUGUAAUUACUGUUAGGAAUGUAGAAUUCAAGACUGGAGGUAUUGUAUCUACCAUCUAGUCAUUUGUGUUAAUAUUUUGUGAUAAGAGACUGAUAUUGUAAAAUGAAGAGUAAUUGUACUAAUCUGAAUAUUAAGUUCUCUGUAGAGUAUAGUUCACAUCUGAAAUUUGACUGAAUGACCCUAAGGAUUUAUUGUCAUUUCACCUUUUAAUUCAAAUUGAAGAAAGAUGGAAGUUAAUUCUGACAUCCUCAGUUUGGCUGUAGACUUAACGUUUUAUAUUUACAAAAAUGGGCUAAACACACUGAAAAUCACUAUCACUUUUAUAGAGUCCUUGAUGCUAGCACAUUAUUAACUUUGGUUCACUUAAAAGUCCACAGGUCAAAAAACAUCUGGCAGUGCCUCUGAUAGACAGUCCUAGAGGGUCUGAUACUGUAUAUGCACUGGAGAAGAGUGUGAUUCUCAUAGAAUAACACUCAAAACAGAGUAUUAGGCCAAUAGAGUGAGAGAGAUCCAUAAUGAUAACAGAGAUAAAAAAUGAAUAUGAACUGGGGAAUUAUAAAGGGUUUGUGAGAUUGUUCAGAAGUCAAUAAAUGAUUGUUUUGUUUUUUUGUUUUUUAGCUUUGUUUUUGUGCACAGAGUAGUACUUAUAAUCAUACAUAAGUAAGGCACUUCACAGAGUGGAGGGUGGUUCUUUACCUCCAUGUUGUGCCUUAAUAUUUUCUCAUUGAUUAUCCCACUUAUACCAUGGUCAUUUGCUGCGUCCCAUUCUUCAAAAUUGUUGUAUUCCCCAAAGAGAUUGAAACAAAUGUUAAAAUCAGUUGGUAUGUUUUCCCUCCCGGUCAUUAGUUUAUCAAGUCGAUAACUCAGCUGUGCUUAAUGCAGUUGUUAAUGAGAAUGCUUUGAUAGCUGUGUGACUUAAAGGAAUACUCCAAAGUACCCUUUUUCUGACUUACCCCAACUUAGACAUGAUGUUGGAUACCAUUUUCACCUCUGUAGUGCCAGUGGCUCGGUUCCUAUGGCUAGCAUUUGGUGGUAGCCUAGCAUAAAGACUUGACAUCUAUUUGAGAUUUGAGUGCAUGGUUUUAAUGCACACCUGCUGGCCAAUCAGAACAAAGUCUUCACCUAGACCAUGGUAUAAAUGUUUGUAGUGCAUUUUUGAUUUGUGGUUGUCAUGGGUACAGUUUGAUAAUCACUGAAUCUCUCUUGUCACAAAGCAACAGGCUUCGUUUUGAUGUACUCCUUGGGUUCCCUUGUUGCCUAACCUCUUCAUACCAUUUACUUUUCAGCAGUCAUAAACUCAUUUGUUCUCGUAUUGUGCGCAUCAACACAAACAGUCCCAUAAAGCACAUACAUAAAUUCAGACUGACAGAGGUCGUGUGCACUUUUAAUUGUAUCAAGGGUGUGACAGUUUCUUAUACCAGAAUGGGCACACCUGGAAUGGAUAUUAUUGCAGCAAGGCAUUUUAUUUUUGCUAUAUUGAAAGUUAUCAUUGUACAGUUAAUACUUUACCGUCACGCACAAUAUUGAUAUUUGAAAGAACACAGAUCACUGUUGAAGUGUGGUGAAGAAAUUGUAUAAAUGGUAAGUUAAUCUGUGAUUCCUUUCUCAGCGAUCAACUUGAGAAUUACUAGAGAUUUACUUUAAUAUAUUGUGUUUGAGAUAGAUGCUUUUAUAUUUGAAUAUACAUGUUAUAUUUUGAAUGAUAAUGGAGAGCUCAUCGUACAUUUCAUCAAUAUAUUUCCAAAUAACGUGACCUCAGUACCUGAUGGUAACUUGCCUAGUGAAGUUGCCCCAGUGAGGGCCUGUACAGUAUCGGAUAGCUGUAGCAAUAAUGCAGUGAGGCGUAGAGGAUUUAUUAGUUCAUGGCUCCUGUUGCUUCAAAUAGAACAGUUGUCUGCCUCAUGCAGUAAGGGAAUAAACCAACCAAAGUGUAUGUGGAGAGUGUACUGUAGACUUAAAAAAAAACUCUUCAACUGCCUUCCCUAUCUAAGAGGUUU